GACCCCAAUGUUAAAGCCCUCUUUGACGUCUUCAUUGAUGCCUGGUUCGAGCAGGCCGCUGAAGGGGAGGAAUCCGAGGAGGACGUCAAUGACGACCCUGUGGAGCCAGAUAGUGGCCUGGCUAUUGUUGAGGACAGCGGGGACGAGGUGCACGAUGGCUUGGACGGCGAGAGUGUAUCCCUGGAAACGCCUGAUUUGGAGGAUGAUGACGA
Messenger RNA from Symbiodinium pilosum, 212 nucleotides. NCBI's taxonomy places the organism in Eukaryota, Dinophyceae, Suessiales, Symbiodiniaceae. The record is from the annotation of a GenBank genome assembly.